Thalassophryne amazonica is the source of this 3078-nucleotide messenger RNA. RefSeq lists its product as uncharacterized. Gene Ontology annotation, biological process: mRNA stabilization. Gene Ontology annotation, molecular function: RNA binding; poly(A) RNA polymerase activity. NCBI's taxonomy places the organism in Eukaryota, Metazoa, Chordata, Actinopteri, Batrachoidiformes, Batrachoididae. The record is from RefSeq and is a predicted model, not a curated record.
AACGAGAGCGCGAGGAGUCAUUUCACAGUCUCGGUUUCAGCACCACGCGCCUUCUGGACAGCGCCCGGAUGAACUGGCGCGCACGUCGCUCCCCGGUUUGCCUUCAGAGGGACGGAGCUCCUCAGCAACGAGCGCGAGCGGAGAGAAAGACUUCCGAAAGACAGACAAACCCACCGACGACACGCACGCAGCUCGGUGGACGCACGAGCCGUAAUUCGGCCCUCCACGCACGUGUCACAGCAACAGGGCAGCAGCAUGUCUGAAACUAAAUCCAGUCACAGAUUCCACAGUCUGAAUGCUGAGCAGGUGGAGGUUCUCCAUCAGGUUCUGUCAGAUGUGGUUCCCAUCCACGGUCGUGGGAAUUUUCCGACUCUGGAGCUGCGUCCUCGUGAUAUCAUUGUAGCCGUACGUGCCAGGCUGGAGAAGCAGGGGAUUAAAGUCAGGGAUGUCCGUCUGAAUGGCUCCACUGCCAGUCACGUCUUAGUCCGAGACAACGGAACCAGCUACAAGGACCUGGACGUCAUCUUUGGAGUGGAACUGCCCAGUCAGGAAGAGUUUCAGGUUUUAAAGAGUCCCGUGCUCGGCUGCUUGCUGGACUGCCUCCCUGCUGGGGUCAAUAAAGAGAGGAUCAGCAGCGCCACAAUGAAGGAGGCCUACGUCCAAAAGAUGGUCAAAGUCUUCAACGAACAUGACCGCUGGAGCCUCAUCCUCUCCAACAACAGCGGCAAAAAUCUGGAGCUCAAAUUUGUCAGCGCCUUGAGGCGUCAGUUUGAAUUCAGCGUAGAUUCCUUUCAGAUUAUCCUGGAUCGUCUCCUGGAGUCCUACCUGCAGCAGGAGUCACAGCAGACUGGUGGCGCCGUCAAGCAUAAGAAUGAGACGGCAGAGGCCCAGACAAAAGAGUCCUCCACUCAGCUUAAGCACGAAACUGCUCAGCAAACAGAAAAGUCCAUGGGUGCAGAUGUGUCUGACAAAGAGCCGAGUCAGAUCAGCCAAGAGAACAGAGUGGCGACGUGUGCGAAAAAGAAUCACAGACUGAACUCUCACAAAUCAAACAGUCAGAACAAACAAAACACUUCAGCGAGGAAGAAGACAUCAAAGCCUGAGCCUGAUCCUUCUGAUGGCGUGGCUUCCAACCGAGACUUUGCCUCUUCUCCUGGUCCAGUCCCUAAUGUUAUCUCCACCUCUGCUGUGGAGCUUACAUCUACUAUACCCCAAGAGCCACCAUCUACUCUGCUUAUCACAGAGAGUUUAUGUGACACAGCUAUUCAAACCCCACUCGAGCCCCCAUCAACACAAGAGGCUUUAGAGGAACAAAGUCACUCACUGUCUUGUGCAACUGCUUCUCUGCCCACCCUUGACUCACUUGACACUUUAGUUUUGCACACUGAGGGAUCCAAAACAACUACCCAACAUUCAGCACAUACCUCAGACACUGAGCUCAGUGAUGAUGAUGAUGAUGAUGAUGAUGAUGAUGUAAAAGCCAAAAACAUGGACUUGGAUGUGCCAAAUAGUAGCAUCCAAGAAACCACAAUCAGUUCACCUUCCUCUUCCCUCUGUGUCACCCCUCCCAUUCCCUGUCUCAACCCUCCUGUGCUCAGUCUCUCCCCACCCUGCUCCACUCCCUCUCCAGAAAGUUCUUCCCUGUAUGUGACUCCUCCCUCCCACGGCCUCUCAUCAUCUGCAAUAGUGAGUGUCAACAGUCCUGAUCCAAGCUUUGGUUCCACACCCCUAAGUUUUAGCCCAACAUCUUCCUGCCUCAGUUCACCUCCUUACCUCACCCCUCCUAUUCUUAGCCUCAGCCCUCCUCCCCUCUGUCCUAGUCCUCCUUCUCCGUGCCUCAGCCCACCCCUCCUCUGCCCCUCUACAAUGGAGGCUGAGGACCUUGUACCUCAGGUAUCUUCUGACACAGAGCCUUUGAUUUGGAACACUAAAACCGAUGAGCAGAUUAAAGAGUCCCCCCCUCAACCAGAAGCUCCUGUCCAACAGCUGGAAGUCAAAGAGGACCAUGAUUAUAUUUCAUUUCCCCUGGUUCCAGAGCCGGUGUCUUUUCCAAUAACAAUCCCAAGUUCCAAUGCACAUGUGCUGCCUCAAGCUCAGUCUGGAGGCUUAGAGGAUUCAGUUCCUCAAAAAGCCAAUGAAGAGCCCGGCUCUGUGUGUGAACGCAAAGAGGCCAGCAGGAUACAUGCAGGCACACCUGAACAGAGCAACAGUCCUCAGACGAGUGGUUUGGUUCCUGCUGUUGAGGAGAUCUAUCCGUACUUAAAGAACUCACUUCAUUGUGAGGAGAGAAGCAAGUACCAGUACCUGAUGACGCUACGUCGCGUGGUGGACGACAGCACGGUGUGUCUGAUGGGACACGAACGGCGUCAGACACUGAACAUGAUCACAGUGCUGGCACUCAAGGUCCUAGGAGAACAAAAUAUUAUCCCAAACACAGACCACGUCACGUGCUUCUACCAACCUGCACCAUACCUGGCUGAGCAUAACGCCCCCUAUCUUGCAGAACCCAGCUACUGCAGCUAUUAUAUACCGCAAGGGGGAUCAACUAUGCUUUACCAACCUUACCCCUUACACCUGCACACACAGACUGGACUGGUCUAAAACAGAAAUGUAAUCCAGGGAUAAACAGUUUGGUCUAUAAUAGACCGAUGGGGCUGGGAUUGAGCGGGUUUUUACAGCAAACUCCCUUGGUAAGGUUAUAAUGUGAUUAUAUGUAAUUACCUUUGCUUUGUGGGAAAAUAAUAAUUCUUCCGAUAUUGUAAAAUUCCAGAAAAUGCUGUAUGCACUGCAUGACUCAUAGCCCUUUGGUCUCCCCAGGAAACCAAGUGUGCUUUGUGUAUACACACACACAUCACACACACGCACACAGACACUUCCAGGUUCCUGAAGUUCUUGUACACUCUUUACAUGUUCUUACUGUGUUCUUAAUGGGUUUGUUCAGAAUGUGGACCUUGCCUGUGAUUGAUAUCAUGCAUGGAUACAAAAGGACUGUUCUCCCACUGCCAAAUACUGUGUGCUGCUUCAACAGUUCAGUGUAACUUUGAUAUUCCUUUAGUGAAGGGAUGCAUUAAAAAAACA